GAUGCACCAGAUGGCUUGUGGGAGAAAAUCAUACUCCUCCAAAAGGGAAAGAGGCACCACCCACAGCCAUGGGGCCAGGCCUGAGAGCGUGAAACUGUUGGGAGAGUUUGGAUGUCACCGCUGACACAGCUUCCAUUGCAUUGGACCACCUUCAACGGCACGCAUCUCUACUCUCCAGACGGCACCAAUUAAGGCAGCCUUGAGAGAAAGAGUUGUGACAGUAUCCAACGACACAGACGCAAGAAGGGAAAGGAGUACACUGGAGGAGGGGCCUCUGCUUGCUGCAAACGGGCAGAAGACUGCUUGUCUGGACUCAGUGUUGCCUGUCUGCGUGAGUAGACACGGCAGAAGAAGAGGAAAUGGUUGGCUGAAGUGUCAUGGAGGAUGUCACUACUACGUAGCACGUCCAGUAUGCAGUGUGGUCUUCCCAGCUGCGCAUCACCAGUGGUGCCAUGAUCCAGUUAUAACUGUGGGUAAUGCCGAGCCAAAUAACCAAUCCUGGAGAUGCCGAAGAGAAGAGAUAUUCUUGCCAUCGUUUUGAUCGUGUUACCCUGGACUCUGCUCAUCACUGUUUGGCACCAAAGUGCUAUAGCUCCGCUCCUCGCCAUCCGCAAGGCCUGUCACCACCUAGUAAAAGAGAUCUUUAUCAUUCCAGAGAGGCUUGCAGUCCGCCACCACCGGCUCUCAGAUGAUGGCGUUGAGGGCAGGAGGGAGGCAGGUGGCCAGGCGCAGGACUCCAAGGAAUACUGUGCCUCAGAUAAGGACAUUGUGGAGGUGGUGAGGACAGAGUACGUGUAUACACGGCCUCCACCAUGGUCCGACGUGCUGCCUACCAUCCACAUCAUCACCCCCACAUAUAGUCGACCUGUGCAGAAGGCAGAGCUUACAAGGCUGGCAAACACCUUCCUCCAUGUUCCAAACCUGCACUGGAUCCUGGUGGAGGACUCCCAAAGGAGAACGCCUCUUGUGACGCGGCUCCUCCGAGAAACAGGGCUUAACUACACCCACCUCAAUGUAGAGACGCCCAGGAACUAUAAGCUGAGGGGUGACACUCGGGACCCCAGAAUCCCCAGGGGGACCAUGCAGAGGAAUCUGGCCCUGCGGUGGCUAAGGGAGACCUUCAACGCCAACAGCAGCCAAGCUGGAAUAGUCUACUUUGCGGACGACGACAACACAUAUAGCCUGGAGCUGUUUGAGGAGAUGAGAUCAACUCGAAGAGUUUCAGUGUGGCCUGUGGCCUUUGUGGGCGGCUUACGGUAUGAGUCCCCCAAAGUCAAUGCAGCUGGAAAGGUCUAUGGCUGGAAGACUGUGUUCGACCCUCAUCGGCCCUUUGCUAUCGACAUGGCUGGCUUUGCCAUCAACCUGAGGCUCAUCCUCUUCAAGCCACAGGCGUAUUUUAAGCUUCGAGGGGUGAAGGGAGGAUACCAGGAGAGUAGUUUGCUCCGGGAACUUGUCACACUCAAUGACCUGGAGCCUAAAGCAGCCAAUUGCACUAAGAUACUUGUUUGGCACACGAGAACGGAGAAACCUGUCCUUGUAAACGAGGGGAAAAAAGGCUUCACAGACCCCAAUGUGGAGAUUUGACCAUUUCCCCCCAGACUACGGUGGUUGGCCUUGGACCUGUGCAGGAAGAAAACGGCUCUUGAUAAGUGCAACCAGCGCUCAUGUCUUAAUAAUCAGGAAAAAAGGAAAUGGGGGCCUUUUUGAAGGGGGAUUUAAUCCUCUUGACUGAAUCUGACAUUUUUAAAAUAUGGAUUGAAGCAGUACAAAUGUAUCAUAUUAAAGCACAGAUUAGUAAGAGGCGGCAGUUAUUUGGCAGGUCUACGACUGAAGUGCAGAGGAGACGACAUAAAGGACAUCUCACGGGGUCAGUGACCUGCACCUUCAAGGUACAACGGCCUGCUGAGGACAACCUAACAAAAGAGACAGCACAAUAUGAAAAGCAUACAGCCAGCGGAUUCAACCAAACAAGCAGAUUAAAUAAUAUCCUUCACCUCAAAAAAGAAGGGACUAAGGGGGGAAAAGAACACACAUUGUCUGGAUCUGCACAUGGUAAAAGAAAUUCCUCUUGGAUUUAAGGACACGACCUGCAUCAUCAGCCUGAAUAAAAACACGACUCCAAGGA
Micropterus dolomieu (smallmouth bass) is the source of this 2125-nucleotide messenger RNA. It is a transcript of the gene b3gat1a, whose product is annotated as beta-1,3-glucuronyltransferase 1 (glucuronosyltransferase P) a. The record is from RefSeq and is a predicted model, not a curated record. Gene Ontology annotation, cellular component: Golgi membrane. Gene Ontology annotation, biological process: chondroitin sulfate proteoglycan biosynthetic process; carbohydrate metabolic process. Lineage: Eukaryota; Metazoa; Chordata; Actinopteri; Centrarchiformes; Centrarchidae. The transcript has 9 exons. The coding region runs from base 505 to 1584 and encodes 359 amino acids. Gene Ontology annotation, molecular function: galactosylgalactosylxylosylprotein 3-beta-glucuronosyltransferase activity.